Messenger RNA from Rubroshorea leprosula, 1435 nucleotides. NCBI's taxonomy places the organism in Eukaryota, Viridiplantae, Streptophyta, Magnoliopsida, Malvales, Dipterocarpaceae. The record is from the annotation of a GenBank genome assembly.
UCCCAAAUUCCCAAACAGCGCCGCUGAGCUAUUUCAAAACCCUAAUCUCUGCAGAAACCCUAAAACCCGCAAACAAACCGAUGCAACCGGCAAUUAUCUGAAAAUAUUCCCUCUAAAACCCCAUUAAUUCCCUCUACAACAACCCAAUUCUUGAUUUCCCGUCGUCCUCUCCCUCUCUCUUCUCUCUGUCUAAGCCCAUAACGUUGUUUCGUCUUCCAGCCUCACUCAUUUAUCAUAAUCUGUUAGAAGAAUUUUUCCUGCUGCAAAUACGAUGGCGACUUCAUUAGAUAUGACCCUUGAUGAUAUGGUGAAGAGAAAUAAGAGUGAGAGAGCAAGGGGACGAGGUAGGGCCCGUCGAGGCCGUGGACCAGGUGCAUAUUUUAGUGGAGGAAGAAUGGCAGGGCCAGUUCAUAGAGGUCCUCUUGCAGUGAAUGCCCGGCCAUCACAGUAUGCAAUUGCCAAGUCUACUCGGAGACCUAGGAGGUUACCAUGGCAGCAUGAUUUGUUUGAAGAUGGCCUUAGAGCAGCAGGGAUAUCAGGAAUAGAAGUUGGCACAAAGUUAUACGUUUCCAACUUGGACCAGGGAGUGACAAAUGAAGAUAUAAGGGAGCUCUUUUCUGAGAUCGGGGAGCUGAAAAGAUAUGCUGUUCAUUACGAUAAUAAUGGUCGUCAAAGUGGUUCUGCUGAAGUUCUAUAUGUCAGAAGAAGUGAUGCAUUUGCUGCACUUAAACGGUAUAACAAUGUACUCUUGGAUGGGAAGCCCAUGAAGAUUGAGGUUGUCGGUGCAAACGCUGACAUUCCUAUUUCAGCUCGUGUCAAUGUUACUGGAGUAAAUGGAAGAAGGAAGAGGACUGUUGUUAUGACUCCUGGACUUGGUCAAGCUAGAACUUCUAAUGGAACUAAACGUGGUCCUGGUCAAAAUCGCCGCGGAGGUGGGGGAAUGAGGAAUAGUCGUGGUGGAGCUCGUGGUAGAGGGGGCCGUGGACGUGGAAUGAAGAAACCUGCUGACAAGUCUGCUGAUGAGCUUGACAAGGAACUUGACAACUAUCAUGCUGGAGCCAUGAAUGUUUCCUGAAGUCCAAAGGCAAAGCCAAGCCAAACUGAAACAUAUUAGGUCUAGUGAAAGUUUAGCUGUACAAAGGGUGGAAGCAGUGGUGGUAUUUCCGCAUCUUGUUUCUGCUUUCUGCGUGGGUUGGUUUCUGCUUAUAAGACAUGCGAGUUUCAGUCUAAAUGAAUCUGGUAGAGGAGCUUAGAACUCGGAAAAUUGUUGCAUAUUCUAGUUAAUAUUAUCAGCAAGUAUUUCCAUUCAAUUGAGCUUGAUCCAUAUUUCACUUAAGAAAUCUGUUCUUUCAUUCUUUUUCUCUAUGUCCCGCUAGAGGGGUGGUCUUCCUUGAGAAAAAUUCCAAAAAUACGAUGUUUGCUAUGCACAUCAUAU